Messenger RNA from Lasiosphaeria miniovina, 451 nucleotides. RefSeq lists its product as uncharacterized. Lineage: Eukaryota; Fungi; Ascomycota; Sordariomycetes; Sordariales; Lasiosphaeriaceae. The transcript has a single exon. The coding region runs from base 43 to 213 and encodes 56 amino acids. The record is from RefSeq and is a predicted model, not a curated record.
CUGCGGCUGCGGCUGCGGGGUGCGCUAAGGAGCUCCUUUCGUAUGUGGACCUGCCGCAGCCUUCCACGACGACAGCAGCCGUCGGUCAGCAUGGAUUCGACUCGUCUAUGGGCAACCGUCCAGCUGCGUAAAAAUCUUCCGCGGCCAGGGCGUUCAAAACUCGGGGUCUGGCAAUGUCUCCAUAGGGAAGGACCUGAACAUUGGCAGGAUUGAUUCAUGGUGAAAGGACUCAGACUUUCGGCUAUCUGGCAUGCCGUUAUCUACAUCCUGUCGCGGGAAUGGCUGGAAGUGAUGACCAAGUACUCUCAUUUCCAAGCCUGUCAAGGUAGGCUGCCUGUUGCACGCGAUCGAAGUUGACAGCGCAUUGAAUUGUCUGCUCAAUAGGUCUAAAAGUACAGAAAAGAACGCUUCCUUAUACUAAUGGAGAGAAGGCAAGGGAGGCGUUGUAAUC